GACUCGCUUGCCCAGUCCCCCCAACCUACCCUGAGGAGGAGGGUAAGAUCUCCAAAGCGCCCCUAAAUUUGUAAGAUUUUACGUAGGCGCCUUCACGGCCCCAUUCAUUCCCAUAGUAGUCACUGAAUAUACUGGUGCCGGCGCCUCCCUCUACCCAGCCCUUAAGGGCGGGAGCUGGUCCAGUGACGUUCAGCGAAUUCGGAAGAAUUCGGUCUUCUGGCUGAAGCUUCCCGGCUCCUCUACAGUUGAGAGUUCUAGUUCCGACUCCCACAGCCGGAGUCCGAAGAGUCCUCCCUGGGUCCCGGACCGUGCCGGCCUAAGCCGCUGGAGCCGGGACCUGAUCUUUGCGCGCACAGAGCAGCUGCAAAGAGGAGCCUGGGCGGUGCCGGGUGCGGGGCGGGGAUGUAGGCGGUGUCCAGCCAGGCCAGCUCCUCCAUUGGUCCCGCGGGUCAGGGGCAGGCUUCAGAGCCUCGGUCCGCACUGUAAGUUCACAUCCCGGGUCGCGUCCCACUGCCGAGCUGUCCUGUUCCUGAGCUUUCGCGUCCGCGGGUCGAUCGUCUAUGCGCCUCACGCCCUGGACCAGGUCGAGAAUUCCAAGGACAAGAUCAAAGCCCAUUGCUGCCAAAACGAUCUCUACUUUUCUGCCUCCAAUUUUUAGAAAAGAAUUUUCAACUCCAGAAAGAAAGCAACUUUUGUUAUCUCAACUCCCUGACUUCAUUGGCCUUUGAUGUUCCUUUUCGUAAUUCCUUUGGCCAACUUUGAUCACACCUCGAACUCUAGUCUUUAGGUCUCUGGCAAGUGUUUGAUGUCUGAAAACCACUGGCUGAAGCCAGUGUUUCAGGUUGAGGGUGUUAAGCAGAGGCAGUGUGAACGGUGGGCCGGGCAGCCAGGCCUGGGUAGUGAGGUCACCAUGUCCACCAAGGUCCCCAUCUAUCUGAAGCGCAGCAGCCGCAAGGGCAAGAAGGAGAAGCUACGGGACUUGCUGUCCUCCGACAUGAUCAGCCCACCGCUCGGAGACUUCCGUCACACCAUUCAUAUUGGCAGUGGUGGUGGCAGUGAUAUGUUUGGGGACAUCUCUUUCCUGCAGGGCAAGUUUCACCUCUUACCAGGAACAACCAUAGAGGAGCCAGAGGAGGAUGGCAGCUUUGACCUCCCCUUCCAGUUCACCCACACUGCCACCAUUUGUAGACGGGAGCUUCCUGAUGGGCCAUCACCUCUGCUGAAGAAUGCCAUCUCCCUCCCAGUCAUUGGUGGGCCCCAGGCCCUCACUCUGCCCACAGCCCAAGCUCCACCCAAGCCCCCUCGCCUGCACCUAGAGACAUCACAGCCUUCCCCACAGGAGCCAGGCAGUGUGGACAUCUGGAGGAUUCCAGAAGCUGGCUCGCCCCACAAUAGGCUGACCCCAGAGUCAGAAUCCGAGGAGCCCUUCCUGUCCCAUGCCAGCUCAUUGCUGUCCCUGCAUGUGGACCUGGGGCCUUCCAUUCUGGAUGAUGUUCUCCAGAUCAUGGAUCAGGACCUGGACCGUAUGCAGAUUCCUACAUAGGACGCUCGGCUGACCAUGCAGGGCACCCAGGUUGGGGUGAUGCUGGGAGUCAGGGUGUGGACACAGUCCACCUGUGGCCAGUGGCCACUAAUUCUUAGUUUGAGCCUUUGUUUCCCACCCUCCUGCCCUCUCUCCUGGGGAACAAUGUGCCUCACUGAUUUCCCCUAACAACCUGCUGAGGACAUAUGCAGAUGUCAGCCCCCUAAUGUGCCCUCUUCGUGCCCUGCCCCAUCCCUUCUUCACAUGACCAGGAGAUUCUGGUUGCAAUAAAACAUGCUGCUGCCGGUGGCAGAGCAGCCAGUUCCCUUGCCCGGGCUUCCUCCUGAAGGUGGGUCAGUUUCUGGGAGCUGUGGGCUCACCUGGGUAAGACUCACCCCAGAGGGCUCAGUGAGGGCAGGCCCUUCCCUCAGCAGGGUUGUACCUGCUUCUGAGCCUGUGGAGAGAAUGAAGCAGGAACAAAUCAAGUGUCAGUAAUGGAUAUGCAGGCACGGAUUCAGGUGUCUGGUAAGAGGUGGCUGAGUCUGGGUCCAGUCCUUGCCCUGGUGGCUGGGAUCUGCCAGGGAAGAGCCAAGAGUGAUGGAAUAACCAUAAGCCUUGUGCAAGGGGCCAACAGCUCCAGCGCCAGGGGGCUGAGCACACAGAAGGAGGGAUGGGCCCAGCCUGGGAGGGAUCUGACAACGCUGACCAAUGGACUAGCCCAUCAGCAGCUGUUUGUUGAGCACCUACUGUCUACUUGGCAUGGCCAGGUUCUGGAAAUGAAAGGCAAUGUGAUCCCUGCUGUCUUAGAGCUCACAUUCUGGUGGGGAGAAGGGUAUUAGCUAUGUAUACUAGUAAGAGACGAUUUCUAGCCUGGUGAAUGCUAGAAAACAAAGCAAUCAGAAGCCUGGGGAGAGGGGUGCCCCCAGCUGAGGCAGUGGUGUCAGGGAACAUUUAGGUGACAGAUGUGAUUCUGAGCCAACAGCAAAGGCACUGAGGCCCCAAAGUGAAGGACAGAGAACAGCCACUGUGGGAGAGAGCAAGGAGCAUGGACCUCUGAGUUACAUCUACACUGUGUGAGACUAUUUAUCUCUAACUAGAAUCAAUAACUGCCUUGCAGGGUUGUUGGGAAAGUUAAGGAUAACUGAUUAAUUUCCACAUGAAAGAUAUUAAAAAAUGGUUGUGACACAUGACACAAGAACUUGGGACUUGGGAAAGGCAGGACUGUGAAGGUGGAAAACGGUGGUGUCGGCUGAGAAACUUCAGUGCUUAUGAGGCUGGAGCUGGGGGAUUUGAGAUAGGGGAAACACAGUCAGUUGAGAAUGUCACCAUCUGGCUGAAUGGAGGAUGGGGGCAGCCACUGCAGGCAAGGGAGGGGUACUCAACCGAAGUGGGGGACAGAGAGGAGCAGGAUAUGCCAAGGUGGGCUAAGCGCCUGGUACAGACCACAAGUUCAGUUCACAGUGGCCCCGUUCUUCCCCUCGGCCCUUAUUCAUCCUUUAGACCCAGACUCUCACCCCACCCCCAUCAUUUCUGGCCUCCAGGAAGGGAUUUCAUAUGGAGGCAGAAUUUGAGCAGGUGCUGCAUUUUUUUUUUUUUUUUGGUACCAGCGAUCAAACUCAGGACCUUGUGCUUGCCAGGAAGGCGGCAGCACCACUGAGCUAAAUGCCCGGCCCCACGAUGAUCCAUUUUUUAAAAAUUACGGUAAAAGGUACAUAACAAAAUCUACCAAAGUUUUUGUUUUGUGGUACUAGGGACUGAACCCAGGGCUUGUGCAUGCUAGACACGUGCUCCACCAUGCAGUUAUGUUUCCAAUCUACCACUGUUAUGUGUACUUUUCGGUGGCAUUAAGUACACUUACAUCAUUCUGCAGCCAUUACCACCAUCCAUUUUCAGAAUGUUUUCCCAAACAAACUGUCCACAAUAAACCCUAACUCCUCAUUUUCCUCCCCCAUCUCCUUGCAGCCCCCAUUCUACUCUGUCUCUAUGAAUCUGACUACUCUAAGUACCUCUUAUAAGCAGAAUCACACAGCAUUUGUCUUUCUGUGACUGGCUUACUUCAAUUAGCAUGAGUCCUCAAAGGUUCAUCUGUGUUGUUGCAUGUGGCAGAAUUUCCCCCUUUUGAGGCUAAUAGUCCACUGUACAGACAGGUCAGAUUUUGUUUAUCCUCUGACACCUGUAUUGCUUCUACCUUUCAGCUAUUGUGAGCAAUGCUGCUAUGAACAUCGGUAUAUAAAUAUCUGUUCAAGACUCUGCUUUUAGUUUGGGGAUAUGCCCAGAAGCAGAACUGCUGAAUCACAUAGUAAUUUGUGAGGCAGGCGGCAGAACCACUGAGCUAAAUCCCUGGGGGUAAUUCAUUUUUAACUUUGUGAAGAACUGUCCAAUUGUUUCUCAUAGUGCCUGCACCAUUUUAUGUUACCACCACAUAUUUUGGUUUUCAUUUGAAUUUUUUAAUUUAAAGACUGGGGACUUCACUAUCUGCCGUGGGAUCUAAUCCCAGCUCUGUGGGACCCCAAAGCCUGUACUUGACCUAAACCUCUGCCCCACUGGGCUUCAGCCUGCAGGCCCUGAUGAAGUCCGAGGAGGCCCAGGGUAAGGGUAGGCGAAGGACAGCACCUUCGCUCCUGCAGAGCCCCAGCACUCUGGGCAGCUCCAGCUCCAUCCUCUUCUGCCUGAGAGGGGAAGACUACAAAAGACACCUUCUGAGAGCUUCCCCCAGCCAGAGAGCAGCGCCUCACCCUGGACCUGAGCUGAUGCCUCGCUAUUCCACGCUUUCUUCACCCAAGUCACUACCUCUUCAGGCGAGCCUUCACAAAGUUUCCUUUAAAUCAAGUGUUAAUUGAAGAUUAAUUGUGUUAACUGAAGACAGGAAUGGCAACAAAAAUGACAGUUAAGAAUGAUGAUGGGCUGGGGAUUUAGCUCAGUGGCACCGAACCUGCCUUGCAAGUGCAAGAUCCUGAGUUCAAUGCUCAGUAUCACCAAAAAAAAAAAAACCAAGAGAGAGAGAAUGAUCACAAAAGUGAUGAAA
This is a messenger RNA of Heterocephalus glaber (naked mole-rat), 4547 nucleotides long. RefSeq names its product CDC42 effector protein 2 (gene Cdc42ep2). Gene Ontology annotation, cellular component: plasma membrane; cytoskeleton; cytoplasm. Gene Ontology annotation, molecular function: small GTPase binding. The record is from RefSeq and is a predicted model, not a curated record. Gene Ontology annotation, biological process: Rho protein signal transduction; regulation of cell shape; positive regulation of pseudopodium assembly. NCBI's taxonomy places the organism in Eukaryota, Metazoa, Chordata, Mammalia, Rodentia, Bathyergidae.